CAUUGAGUUUUCGGUUGGAUUUUUUUUUGCUUUCUUCCCUCCUUUUGGGGACCAGUGUGUUCAGAGCGAGGAAGACGAAGGAAGGGACAGAGCAAAGCUGCGAGGAGGUGUUAAAAAAGCCUGGCCUGUGCUCUGCUGGGCAAUGGUCCUGGCCGGCAUGCGUGUGGCUUUCAAACCCAGCACAUCAAACAGGUGAUGAAUGAUCGAUCGAAAGAGCUUUUGUCUUCCUCUUUUUUCCUCUCUUUCUUUCCCCCUUUUUUGAUUCACCGAUCCGUCUGACCGGACGAUUUCUCUGCAACCAGGGGAAUUCCUUGCAGGGAUAAGCUUUUAACGAGCCCUUGAUCGUCCGUUUUGGGUUGCCAGCAGUGUGUAAUCCUCUCUUUCUCCCUCUCGCGCGAUGGUAUCCUCCUAUCCUUCUUCGCAUUUCUACUUCGAGCACGAAAGAUCCGCGCUGCCCAUCAGCAGGGCUCGCGUCGUUUGCCCCUUUUGAGCGUAAAAAAGCGAUUUUUCUAAUAACGCUCCCCUACCACUCUCGCGUGUUGGAUCGCGCUGUUCCCCAAUCGCGGGACAUUCCCUUCCUCUUUUGCUUGGGUGCUGUUGUUGCGUAGUACCGUCCAAGCGAAUCGCGAGAAGGAGAGAAAAAAGAAAGUAAAAUGGGUUCCAUCGUCCUACUCGAAAGAUCACUCCUGUUCUAUCUAGUCCUCGCUCUGUCAGUCUCCUCGAUUCGCAGCGAUGGGGGAUCAUCACUGGACUACGCAGCAGUGAACGAAGAUCCGGCUAUGGACGCCGAGGAGGCCAAGGCGGUCUUCGACGUCCUGGGCGCGAUCAAUAGCGAGAUCGAUUGGAGGGCGCUCUUCCCGGGCGACAAUCCCUGCACUGGCGGCCCACACGGCGUGAAUUGCGACCUCUCCGACGAUGGCAAGCUUCGCGUCGUGGAGCUCAAUCUUGGUUGGGUGUCGGACAGCGUCAACAAUCCCCCAUGCGCCGCUAAUGCCACCAUCCACAGAUCCAUCCUCAAAUUCUCGCGUCUCCGCAAGCUCUUCUUCUAUCAGUGCUUCUUCGGCAAGCCCAUGGGCAUCCCGCCCGAGGUCUCGCAGCUCAAGUCACUCCUCCAUCUCACUUUCCAGGACAACAGUGCGCUAACCGAAGAGAUCCCGCCUCAGCUGGGCAACCUCACAUCCCUGGAGCGCCUCGUCCUCACGGAGAAUCGUCUCGUUGGAUCAAUCCCAACGGAGAUUGGGCGCCUUGUCAAUCUCAAGCAGCUUGUUCUCAGCCACAAUCUUCUCUCUGGUAGCAUUCCCGCCAGCCUAGGCGGGCUCUCGAAGCUCAUGAUCCUGGAUCUUAGUUCCAACGAUCUCUCCGGCCCCUUCCCGCCCGAGGUGGGCUCUCUUCCCAGCUUGGAGAAGAUGGAUUUGAGCUCGAAUCGCAUCCAGGGCGGUCUUGUUCUACCCAGCUCCACCAGUCCUCUGCGAUUCCUCGACUUGAGCUACAACAAUCUCAGCGGUGGCAUCCCCGGAUCGAUGGCGGCGCUAGCCGGACUGGAAAAUCUUUUCAUGCGCGGGAAUCCUCUGCUAGGUGGCGGUGUUCCAGGCUUCCUGGGCAAUCUCAGGGGGCUGGAGAUGGUGGCGCUAUCGGGCUCCGGGCUCUCGGGGCCUAUUCCAGACAGCAUUGGCUCGCUGCCGCGAUUGAAUUCCCUAGCGCUGGAUGGGAAUUUCCUGAGCGGCGGCGUCCCGGCGUCUCUGGCCGGAUUGAGCGCGCUCUAUCAUCUCAAUCUCAGCUCCAACCGGCUCUCCGGGAAGCUCCCCUUCUCGCGCCAGUUCUUUAGCCGGCUGGGGAGGAACUUGGUCGUCAAGAACAACUCCGGGCUCUGCCAUGUAUUGAUCGACGACAAGAGAAACGAUGCCUUGGAUGAUCUCAAUUCGUUCGGCAUCGCCAAGUGCGAGGACGAUGGCUCUUCGUUGUCGUCGUCGCCGUCGGUGUUGGGGUGGGACGCUGCUUCUUCCCGGCAAGAAAGUUCUUCCUCUCUUCUCGGAAAUCAUUGGAGGUUUCGUGCAUUGGUUUUGGCGAUGGUCGUUGUGUUGCUAGAACUAAUAUAAAAUGAGAGAUCUCUUCGUAUUUUAAGAUUUCUACGGCCGUAUAGAAAGCCGUAUGUUCUUUUGAGUAGACUCUUUACUUUCCUUGAAACAGAAAUUUUUGUGAAUC
This is a messenger RNA of Selaginella moellendorffii, 2202 nucleotides long. Its product is annotated as piriformospora indica-insensitive protein 2. Bases 654 to 2096 code for a protein of 480 amino acids. The transcript has a single exon. NCBI's taxonomy places the organism in Eukaryota, Viridiplantae, Streptophyta, Lycopodiopsida, Selaginellales, Selaginellaceae. The record is from RefSeq and is a predicted model, not a curated record. Gene Ontology annotation, molecular function: protein binding.